UUAGAUGUUAAAAGAUUUAUUGUUAGUGCUAUCGCACGUACCAAUGGUAUGUCAUUAGAUGAAAAUAUGCCUUGCAAAUGCGCUUUGAACGAUAAAAUCUGCGAAAUCCGAUGGAAUGUGAGCAGCUAAUGGCAGUUAUCAAUCAGCCACGUAGUUGCAUGGAUACAGAAAAAGCUCGGUAAUAAAGUCGACCAAGUAUAAAAACAUUUUAACUGCAUCAAAAUUGCGAUAGUUUUGCUGCUUUCGCCUCUAACUGUAUUUUAUAACAGUGUAACAAGCGAUGUAUCGUUUUUCUAGAGUACGAAUACGUUUACUAAUUUUAAUCGUUAAUUGUAUACUCGGAAACAAGAAAGAUUUUCUGUCACUACCAUUGGCGAAUGCGUUGAAUGGUGUAAUUUGGGAUAAGAAUUCAAAUGAUUUUGUUAAGAUAUUUAGCAUUGAAUCAUACAAAAUAAUGCAAAUAGAACGUUUGCAAAUAAGCUGGGAAUUGGAGAAACAUAACUUUGGUGGCAAGAUAUUUAAGUUCUCUUCGUUUCCGAUUAGAAAUCUACUAAAUUUUGAAAAUAAUUUCACCGAGAUAAGCGGAGUCCACGGUGACAUGUGGAACAUUCUUGCAGGCAUGCUUAAUUUCAAGCUGAAGGUUGAAAAGAUACGUGAAGACGAAUAUGGUACUAGAUCCAAGAAUGGUUCAUGGAGUGGUCUGUUGGGAUACAUUUGGCGAAAUGAAACUGAUAUUAUUCCCCGAAGUGUGGCUUACCCGUCUCGAUUAACAGCGUUACAAUUUACGAUGGCCAUUUGGAGAACACAUUACAGAUUCUAUAUGAGAAAAAAAUUGCAAUUUCAUCGUGACUGGAUGGUAGGAUUAUUCAGUCGUGAAGUCUGGUUGUCAGUUUUUAUUUUUCUGUCUGCGAUAUCAUUACUUAGUUUCACUCAACACUUAUUGACUUGUAUCAAUAAUGAGAAAAAUGAGGACGUCGAUGACCCCAUAGUUCCUACUCUGAGGGAUCAUACGUUUUACAUCUUCUCAAUAUUCUGUGGGCAGGGCUGGGUACCAUCACUGUUGAUAAAGCAUUCGAAAAUCCUCCUAAUUACUACUCGCCUGCUUUCCUGGCUAUUGUUAAUCGCUUUCAGUUCCAAACUGAUAGCUCAUGUAACGCAACGACAAUAUCACAAGCCAUUUACUGACCUCGAAUCUUUAUAUAAAGAUACGGACUACAAGAUCGUUGUGAAACGGAACUCCUUUGUGUACUCAGUCUUUGUAUUGGCACCGAGACCAAUUUACAAAAUGUUCGUGGACAGCGGUAGAUUGGUGCAAGCAUCAACGAAUGAAGCUUAUGAUAAACUUUGUGGCGGUAGGUACGUCUAUUUCGAAGCUCAGGAUGUGGUAGAAGCUGACAAUAUCCGUACAAAACAAUGUGAUAUAAAUUCUAUCGGGUCUCCUUAUUACAAGACUUGGAUAUCGAGUGGAGUCGUACGUGGAUUUGAUUACGUGAAAACAAUAAACCGGGCGAUACUGAAGUUGAACGAAUGUGGACUAAUAGAUCAUUUGAAAUCAACGUGGCUGGAGAAAGCCGUUGAAGUAACCAACACGGGUGAUUUUGAAUCGAUAAAACUUGGGCAGCUUUCCUUGAUAUUUGGAAUGCUCUGUGUCAGCAUUAUUUUAUCACUCAUCAUACUAAUAAUGGAAAACAUUGUGCAUAAUGAAACUCGUUGUAAACCUAAUUGUUAUUAAAGCCAACGCUUAUUAGUGUGGCUAUCAUUCAUUACCAAUGUUCAUUAUCGCCAAUGUAAUGCACUCAUCCCUUAUCUGAAGAAAUAAUUCAUCGGAAAAUACAAUUCCAAUUUGAUAAGAACCAGUUAACGGGGAAAUCACUGGACAUAACAUAAAGUAAUAUACAACCGAAAUUAAACGACAAAUAUUCACUCA
Athalia rosae (coleseed sawfly) is the source of this 1927-nucleotide messenger RNA. RefSeq names its product probable glutamate receptor. Gene Ontology annotation, cellular component: membrane. Gene Ontology annotation, molecular function: glutamate-gated receptor activity. The transcript has 7 exons. Lineage: Eukaryota; Metazoa; Arthropoda; Insecta; Hymenoptera; Athaliidae. The record is from RefSeq and is a predicted model, not a curated record. Bases 281 to 1732 code for a protein of 483 amino acids.